AUGAGUGACGAAAGAAGAGUUGGUAUUCAUGUGAGUUCCGAUGCACCUGAUGAAAGAGAUGGUGUUGAAAGUCACAAUGAUGAUGGAGAGGAUAAUAUGGGAGAAGACUCGGUGAAUCUCACAGGGAGGAAGAAAAAGUUAUUUGAAUUGAGGUUAAAAAUGAACGAGGCAAGAAAAGCGAAUCAAUCUGCAAUGGUAGCAGAGAAGAAAAAAACAGAAGCAGAGUCUAGCAGGGGAAUGCCCAAGCAAAAAUGGAUUGAAGAGAGGGGGUUAGAUAUGAGCAAGGCAUAUAUGCUAGAUACACAAGAUUCUGCAGAGGCAAAGUAUAACAAGUGGGAGAAGGAGCCUGGUUUGGAUGUUUUUAAUAAGAAGACGCUAUAUGAUGCAUACAAGAAGCGGACAAAGAAUGUUGCUGUUGAUGUAGAUGAGUACAAUAGAAUGACGGAAGCUGACCGAGAAGCUUCUAGUCUCCAGUAUGGAAAGGCACCAAAAUUAUCAGAUGACAAGAUAGAGAGGAUGGUGAAGGAGCUCAAGGACAGGGACAAGAAGCACCAAUCAUUUAGUCGGAGGAGAAAGUUCCAUGAAGAGAAAGACAUUGACUCUAUUAAUGAUCGUAACGAGCACUUCAAUAAAAAGAUUGAGCGUGCCUUUGGAAAAUAUACCUUGGAGAUCAAGAAUAACCUUGAGAGAGGAAAUGCUUUGCCUGAUUGA
Molecule: messenger RNA, 711 nt
Organism: Solanum stenotomum
Lineage: Eukaryota; Viridiplantae; Streptophyta; Magnoliopsida; Solanales; Solanaceae
Exons: 1
Coding region: 1-711 (236 amino acids)
Cellular component (GO): Prp19 complex; post-mRNA release spliceosomal complex; catalytic step 2 spliceosome
Source: RefSeq, a predicted model, not a curated record